AUGAUGCAGCCUCAUAAAUUUUAUCCAUCACGUCAUUCAAAACAUUCCUGCAGAUUCCGAUGCCUGGACUUCCACCCGGCUGGAAAGUGGUCGAUCUAA
This is a messenger RNA of Cylicostephanus goldi, 99 nucleotides long. The record is from the annotation of a GenBank genome assembly. NCBI's taxonomy places the organism in Eukaryota, Metazoa, Nematoda, Chromadorea, Rhabditida, Strongylidae.